AUGACUAAUAAUCUAGAAUUACGACGGCCUAUAAAUGUAAUACUAACAAAUGCUCAUAUAUAUCAAUUAUCUCACAAUAACACUGAUAAUACUAAUAGGAAUGGCAAACGUUAUUUCAAAAUAUACAAAAAUGGUGUUAAUAACAAUAAAUACAAUAUUGAAGACGAAGAAGAUACUUUUAGCACUGAAUUUAGGCCAGAUAUAUUAUUUUUUAGCUUACUAGCCUUGCAAGAUUCAAUUGUAAAUAUGAAGAAACUUCUAAAUGUGUUUAUCAUCACGAAUGAUAAAUUAGUCAUUAGGGUAUCAAAUAUAUUCAGAAUUCCUAGAACAUAUAAUUUAUUUUUAAAGGUCAUAAAUAUGUUAUUUAACUCAGAAAAUCGUAUUCUUAAGGCGUCUGAAUCUGAUGAUAUUUUGUUAGAAAUUUUGCCUAAACCACUCAGUGAUUAUGUCACAAAUGGGACCAAUAUUAAUAUUACAGAUGAAGGAUUUCUUGUCGAUUUAAGAAAGUUAUUAAUUUCUAAAUCAGACGUUAUAAACAAUAUCUCCUUUACAUUUUACAUCAAUGCUGGACCAGAUAUGCCAUAUAAUAUAAUUGCUGAUGAAUGUAAAAUAGACGAUUAUCGCAAUAAAAAAUCGCUGUCAAUAGAAGAACAAAAACUAAUUAAGUUAAUUAACGGCAGUGAAUCAAUUGUCAAUGAUAAUGAAAAUAGUGUAAACAUAUCAUUGUCAAAAAUCAAUCUCACAGCUUCUGCCAAAUGCUUUAAAUUGGUAUGUGAUUUGGAACAUGUAUUUAAUUUGUAA
Molecule: messenger RNA, 801 nt
Organism: Babesia microti strain RI
Lineage: Eukaryota; Apicomplexa; Aconoidasida; Piroplasmida; Babesiidae
Product: EMG1/NEP1 methyltransferase
Exons: 1
Coding region: 1-801 (266 amino acids)
Biological process (GO): rRNA base methylation
Cellular component (GO): small-subunit processome; nucleolus
Molecular function (GO): rRNA (pseudouridine) methyltransferase activity; rRNA binding
Source: RefSeq, a predicted model, not a curated record